AUGAAAGAUCUCCAUCUCUUCUUUCUCUUCCUGUUCUUAUUAUCUCUGCUUUCUUCCCAUGUUAGUAGCUUGAGGCCCAUCAAAGGUAAUGGCUUUGAUGAGAAAAAGGUAAAGUGCAAGCCAGGAGAAGAUGGUGGUGAUAAAGGGCGAGGGGAGAAUUUGGGUGGUUAUGGAGGUGUAGGAGGUAAUGGUGCACCAGGAGGGGGAGAGUCGGGCGAUGGAAGAGGCCAGGUGACGCCAGGAGUUGGGGGUGGUAGUGUUGGAGGCAGAGGGAAAGGUGAUAAAUGUGGUGGUUGUGGGGGUGUUGGAGGGAGUGGUGCACCUGGAGGAGGCGGUGAUUCUGGUGAUGGAAGAGGUAAAGCCGUGCCAGGAGUUGGGGGUGGUAGCGGUGGGGCACCGGGUGUUAGUGGGGGUGAUGGUGGUGUAAGUGGGGGAGAUAAGGGUGGUGGCGGGAAUGGCGGAGAAAGUGGUAAUGGUUCGAUUGGAGGUGGUGGUGGGAAUGAUGGAAAUGGUGGUGCUGGAGGGAGUGGAGGAAAAGAAGGAGGAGGUGGAGGAGGAUUUGGGGGUGGAGGUGGAGGUGGCAUGGGUGGUGGGGGUGGAGGAGGGUUCGGAGGUGGUGGAGGGUAUGGAGAUGGUGGUGGGGGUGGAGGAGGAUUUGGAGGUGGUGGUGGGUUUGGGGGAGGUGGGGUUGGUGGAUUUGGAGGGGGUUUUGGUGGAGGUGGAGGUGGAGGUGGUCAUGGGCGCUGA
Molecule: messenger RNA, 747 nt
Organism: Magnolia sinica
Lineage: Eukaryota; Viridiplantae; Streptophyta; Magnoliopsida; Magnoliales; Magnoliaceae
Product: putative glycine-rich cell wall structural protein 1
Exons: 1
Coding region: 1-747 (248 amino acids)
Source: RefSeq, a predicted model, not a curated record